Epithele typhae is the source of this 1029-nucleotide messenger RNA. RefSeq names its product putative methyltransferase-domain-containing protein. The transcript is spliced from 4 exons. The record is from RefSeq and is a predicted model, not a curated record. Lineage: Eukaryota; Fungi; Basidiomycota; Agaricomycetes; Polyporales; Epitheliaceae. The coding region runs from base 1 to 1029 and encodes 342 amino acids.
AUGGAAAGUCAAGCGUCGGGACGGGAUGACAGCGCUGGUAUGACUGUAGGUGUGGUCCAACUACCAUUCACUGCUACCCGUAUGGCGGACGCGGAUGAAGAGGUGUUUCUGCUGUAUACUGGUCUAGCAGCUCAAACAAAUGCCAACGAACAUGCUCACUUUCGUGGACUCGGUCAUGUCGACUCCCACGAGGACGUCCUCACAGUCUCCUUCGCGAUCUCCAAACCAAUGGAGGAAGACUUCUCGCAGUCGGCGCCGUCGAGUGCUCGCAGACGCGGGCGGCCCUCGCAGAGGCCGUCGCGGAAAAAAAAUGGCAAACACGAAGAGGACACGUUUGACGUCGAGAUCGCCCAGGACAAAACUGCGUUGCGCUCCCGCAAAGGAGAUACAGGGAGUGUGUUGUGGCAUGCUAGCGUUGACCUAGCGCAAGCUCUCCUUUGGGAUCUUCACCAGAAAAACCCUACACGCCCAUUCCUCAAUCGAGAUCACCUUUCCGCCGCAUGUGUUGUCGAACUCGGAGCGGGAACAGGAAUGUUGGGCGUGGUCCUCUCGCCAUUUGUGAAACAAUACAUCGCGACGGACAUUGCCGCCCUCGUUCCACUGAUUCGGAAGAACCUCACGAGAAAUCGCCAGCGUCCAGCGGUUCCUUCCUCGUCAAAUUCCAAGCACUCCCCUCUUCCCCCCGUAAACUCGACUGCGGAGACUUUGGACUGGCUAGACGUGCACAACGCGCUCCCAUCUUUUCGCCCAAACCUCGUCCCGUCGAACCCGGCUGAUUUGGUCCUUGUCGUCGACUGCAUAUACCACCCGUCUCUGCUACCCGCCCUGCUCACCACAAUCAACCAUCUGGCCAUUCCUGGGAAGACAACGGUUAUGGUUGUGGUGGAGCUACGAGCCGAAGACGUUGUGCGAGAGUUUCUUCAGGGAUGGCUAGAUAUGUCACUUCAGGAGAGCUGGGAGAUAUGGAGCGUAGGCGAUCUCAUGAAGGGUCCUUAUGCGGUAUGGGUUGGACAGAAAGUAAAUGUCUAG